Molecule: messenger RNA, 4202 nt
Organism: Pangasianodon hypophthalmus (striped catfish)
Lineage: Eukaryota; Metazoa; Chordata; Actinopteri; Siluriformes; Pangasiidae
Product: C-C chemokine receptor type 4
Exons: 4
Coding region: 157-1302 (381 amino acids)
Biological process (GO): G protein-coupled receptor signaling pathway; immune response; chemotaxis
Cellular component (GO): membrane
Molecular function (GO): chemokine receptor activity
Source: RefSeq, a predicted model, not a curated record
CCCAUACUCUUCACUAAACGGAAGUGUCAAAACCAGAGACCUCAAACACCUGUUAUCUUAUUUCAACUUUGGCUUUGAGCCGCAUAGGCAAAGUCCAUCAAUUUUGAGUUUUGCAAUUUACCCAGUUUUACAGACUCAGCUUUAGGGUGUUGUUGAAUGGCAGCGAUGUCGAACAACAGUAGCAGUUCUCUGGCCAUCACAAUGCACAGUGUUUCAACAACUCUCAAUGUCACUGAAAUGUUUAAGACUGAUUAUGAUUUAAGCUCCAGCUCAGCAUAUGACUACUCUGAUUAUUAUAAAAAUGGUCCUGCUGGUGCAGCACCGUGUGAUUACAGAACCCAUGCAAGACAUUUUCUCCCAGUGCUCUACUCCCUGUUCUUCAUUGUGGGCUUCCUGGGAAACAUGCUGGUGUUGUGGGUGAUCCUGAGAGGUGCUCAGUUGAAAAGCAUGACUGACGUGUCUCUCCUGAACCUGGCCAUCGCUGACCUUCUACUAAUCUUCUCUCUCCCCUUCCUGGCUCACCACGCCAGAGAUAUGUGGGUUUUCGGUAAAGGCAUGUGCACUCUGGUCCUCAGUGUGUACUAUAUCAGCUUUUAUGCCGGCAUUUUCUUUAUUGUGCUGAUGAGCAUCGACAGAUACUUGGCUAUCGUCCAUGCUGUGUUUGCCUUGAGAAUCCGAACAAAGGCCUAUGGGAUUUUAGCUAGCAUGGUCAUCUGGAUUAUAGCUGUUGCAGCAUCAUUUCCUGAGCUACUGUAUCUCGGAGUUGAAGAGAAUGGGAGUAAAUUAUAUUGCAGUGCUUAUCCGAAUGAUGGAAGUCACAGGGAAUAUAGGAUUGCAGCUUUCAUUAAAAUGAAUGUUUUGGGCCUGCUAAUUCCGCUGAGUAUUGUGGGAUUUUGUUACUCGAUGGUGAUACGGAGGCUUCUGAUGCUUCGUACAUCCAAGAAACUGGCCAUUCGUCUUGUUGCUGCAGUCAUGGUGGUCUUCUUCUGCUGUUGGACGCCGUACAACUUUGUAGCAUUCCUCAAAGCACUGGAACUGCGGGGGAUCCUGUCUUCAGAGUGCGAGUUCGGCAAAAGGAUCCAGCUGAUGCUGCAAGUCACUGAAGCCGUGGCAUACUCGCACAGCUGCCUCAAUCCAUUCCUCUAUGUGUUUGUGGGUGAAAAGUUCAGGAGGCACCUCGCCAGGCUUCUGCGCCAGACACCAUGCAUCCAUGUGCAGUGUAUGAAGAGCUACAUGACCCAGGCCGCAGCCUCUGUGUAUUCGCAGACCACAAGUGUGGAUGAACGUUCAGUUGGCGUCUGAAUGGUAGAGAUUGUUAAAGGAAUACAACGUUUUAUUUAAUAUGUGUAUACUGUAUAUAUUUGCACUGCUGGGCAUAUUCAGUAAGGAUUUAAUACCAAGAUUGACCACAUAAGUAUUCAGACCCAAGACAUAAUUCCAGACUUAAGAGCUCUUCAGAAGUUACACAAGAAUUAUGCAUAUCGCUUGGAGUUUGAGUAAACCAUAUGGAUAUCUCAAUUGCAUACCAUUCUGAUCUUUAACUUAGGCCCAUUUUCUUACAUGAUAUUGACUUGAGCGAGGAGCAGGAUUAAAUCUAACACCACUCUCUGACAGUUUGAUGUAAUUAUGAUGUGUCACACUGAAAUUUAAAAAACUGUGAAUACCAUUCAGGGUCAAUAUUGAAUACAUAAAUAUGUCAAUAAGUCCACAAAAAGGUUUUCUUUUUCCCAUGGAUGACACUACGUGGGAGACGGCAUCUUAAUCGGAGACAUUGCUAAUCUUGAGGAUUGAAUUUUUUAUGGAUAAAAUUAUGAACAACACCUAAGUGAGCUGUAAGUGUAGCAGAUGAAUGCUUGGUCAGCUUAUCCUUCAAAAUGUAGGCAAACCAUGGCUACAUUAAGUUGUGCACACAAUUAUAUGGCAGUGCAUAACAUGACAAAAAUACUGGAGGUGGCCUAGGUGCUAGUGAAAAACCCUCAUCUCUCAACCCCAGAGGCUUGAAGUACACAUAGAUAAUUUUAAUAAUCUGCAAAGAAUUUCAACUUAACUACCUGUGUAAACUGAUUCUGAAUAUGGGUAACUUUUCUUGUUGUUGCCAACUCUGAAUACGGCCCUUUAAUUUUAUAUCCCUCAAUGCCUGGGUCACUAAAGGAUAAUUGGGCUGAUGUUGAGGCCAAUUUGCUCUCCUUGAUGAUUCCAGAAGGUGUCCAGAUUUUAGCUGGGUUGCAGCUGAUUUUAAAUCAUAGAUGUUCAAUAUUUUUAACUUAAUAUAUUGUAGUGUGGGGGAAGUACAGAUUGUCUAGUGUGAAAAACCUGAUGUCCUGUGUGAAAGACUGAUAACCAGGCAUUAGAUGGGUGUGAGGUUGUACUUGUAUAGAUUAUAUAUCUUUAAUGUUCAAUUUUAAAAUAGAUUGCUUUUAAUUUUGGUCUAGUUUGCAUAUUGUCACGUUCUUGUGUAAAAUGUUAAGUAUGUGUUUAUGUGCCAACCUGAACAUAAAUCGGAGUCUUCCUGUGCAAUUAUAUAUAUCAAGCAUAUCUAUAUUAAGCAGUGUUAAACACACUGGGACAUCAAAACAUGCAGAGCCAUACCCUGUGUUAUUCUGUGAAUCUCUGAAAAUGUUUAUUGUAACAAACCCCACAGUUGAAUAUUUUCCUGUAAUAUUUUCCUAUAAUAGCAAGUGUUUUAUUCCUCUUAUACCCCAACAAUUUGCCAGUGUUUGCAAUUUUACAGUUUAUUAAACAACAUGCCAUACUGUGUUUUUCAUUUAUAGUUACAUUUAAUGUUGUGGAACAAGUUAGUUCCUGUUGUCACUGACAUAACAGCAGCAAUGGACAGUCAUUUCCUCUACACCCUCUCUAUUUUCCCUCUCUAGAAGUUAAUAAGCCAAAAAAACCCAGCUUGUCAUGUUGCCAAGAAACUACAAAUUGCAAAGUCCCCUGUGGUGGAACAUUUACUGACACUGGAGUUGACACUGGAGACUCCUUCCAUAAAUGUUUAGAGAAAACUUCAUUUUGUCAAUGAUACUACAUUUUGUUAAAUACUAACAUGUUUUUAAUUAAUUUGUUAUAGAUUAUGUGGGGCAUCUGACAGACAAGUCCCUACAAAUGAGCAGUUAUGAUAGAAAUGAUAAUGUCUUAGAACUAACGCAUUAUUAUAAACCUAUGAUUUGAUUUUCAGCUGGAACAACUGUCAGAGCUGCAGUUGUUCCGGCUGAACAACUAAUCAACAAGUUCUGACCAAUCAGAAUUGGGAAUUCAUCAGUGCUGUUGUCAAAAGGCAUUUACUCAAUAAAUACGUGUAAUUGCUGAAGACCUAUAUGGAAUUACCUUAUUAAUGUGAUUUUGCUAUGUCUUAAUGGUGCAUUGGAUUUACAAAUGUCUUCCACUUUUGUAUUGGACUUAUGACUGACAUUAAAAAAAAAAAAAAAAAGACCACCACUUCGGGCUCUCUUACCUCAUUUCAGUAAUAUUUUGUACCCCUUAAUGCACAGUAUGGCACAUGGAUUGAACACACACCAGUAAAAAUGAGGCCCAAUGUCUUUAUGUAAUUCUGGAAAUGAGAUUUAUAUACAGUAUUUGUUUGGUAAUUGGAUAUUUUAAUUUGCAUCUGGAGCUUAUCUAUGGUUUAGCUGUAGAAUUAAAGAAUUUUAACCCUAUGGUAAUACGGGAGACAACUGAAAACUAAGCUUUGCUGCUUAGGUCAGCACAAACACGAAUAAAAUUCAUCCUGUGGAAAAGCCAGUGCACUGCAGAAGAAAGGAUGUGGGAUGUGAAAGACAAUUUGCUUUAGAUAGUGGUUAUAUUUGCUUCUCGGCAACUUUUUUUUUUUACUCACUUCUCUUUUGCUCUUUGCAUGCGAGGAUUUUCUUGUCAGCAAUGUUGGGACCGCUGUGAGCAAAUGUUUUCCUGAGUUUAUUAUUAUUUAGGAAUAUAUCAUGUAAAAGCAUAUGUAAAAGUAUAUAUAUAAAUAUGUGUGAUCUAUUUAUGUGUUUGUCCUAACACACAGUCUUAACUAUUAACAUGAUAUUGACCCAAUUAUUAGAUUCAUCGAUACAUUGUAAUCCCUGCUGAUUUUACUAAAUAACACUGUUUUUGGUGAAAAAUGAUGGAAAUACUAAGAAGUUGUUUGUGAUAUAUUAAGAAAUAAAAGUAGCUCUUGAAAAAAAACAGGCAUUGGCAAUGAAUAAAACAAGAAAAAUACA